Molecule: messenger RNA, 3934 nt
Organism: Zingiber officinale
Lineage: Eukaryota; Viridiplantae; Streptophyta; Magnoliopsida; Zingiberales; Zingiberaceae
Product: RRP12-like protein
Exons: 18
Coding region: 68-3541 (1157 amino acids)
Source: RefSeq, a predicted model, not a curated record
CCCUAGUCCGUUGCUGCCGUAUUGCCUUGUUUCGUUUCACGUCGUCGUUCCUCUUCCCGCUACAGCGAUGCCGAAGCAUGCGGCGGAGGAGGGCGGUGAAGAAGAGGAGUCAUCGCAACCAGCCCUCAGGUUCACACCGGGAUCUGACGUGUGCAAGGCUCUCAUGGAUCGCUACGGCAAGUCCUCCGCCCCGCAGCACCGCCACCUCUGCGCCUCCGCCGCCGCCAUCCGUUCAAUUCUCCAAGAGGAGGGACUUCCCCUCACCCCUACGCUCUACUUCGCCGCCGUCAUCACGGCCAUGCGCGAUGCCGACGCAUCGGACCAUGGCGCUGUCGCUACUUUCUCUGCGUUCCUCGCUAUCCUUCUCCCGUUCGUGCCUUCCGAGUCCCUUCCACCGUGUAAGACCAAAGACGCCGCCGGUGUUCUUGCUGCUCGCCUUCAGGAUUCGGCUACUGAGCUUCCCACUGGGGCUGUGCGGUCAAUAGUCAAGUCUCUGGGUGUUUUGGUGCUUCAGAUGGAUUUGGAGGACUGGUUUUCUUUCAAAUUGCCUUUGCAAGUGCUUGUGGCGCUCACUGUCGAUAAGCGGCCAAAGGUGCGGAGAUCUGCCCAAGUAUCUGUUGAGAAGGUAUUUGAAGUAUUCAAGAGCUUUGGCAUCAUCAAAAAGGCGAGCAAGGUUAUGUUAUCUUUGUACAAGAAAUACAUAUCUUUGGCUGCAGAAAUGUGUACUACUGAAAUGUCUGGUGUGACUGAUUUGAAAGAGCUACCCAAAAGUGAACAUCCGGAAAUCAUCCAUAUGCUUAUAGUCCUUAAACUUAUUGUCCCGUACCUAUCUGAGAAAGUAAGGAUGGAGAUCUUUUCUGAUGCUCAGAGGUUCUUGAGUUGUGCUUCCUCGUCGCUUACAAGACAUGUCAUUGAACUUAUUGAUUCUUUAAUACAACAAACAGAAGCUAAUAUUCUUUUGACUGAAUCAGACAAAAUCAUAUUUGCUUUUACAUCUUAUUUAUCUUCUACUGAGAAGAAUCCUGACGAGACAAUAGUUUCUCGAUUGAAGUUGUUGAGAAAUUUGUUGAACAAGCUCCAUACUUUUCAACCCACCAUAUGGAUCAGCAAACUUCCUGUGGUCUUUAUGUCAGUUAAAGGAUAUCUGGAUGCUGAUGACGAUAUAUCAGAAGUUGUUGCUGAAAUCUUGAAAGACUUGAUUAAUGUUCAGAUUGAUUUAAGCCUUUCACUGCCUAUUGCAAACCAAUCAUGUGAUAAUAUUGAACAUAGCAAUUAUCAAAAAAAGAAAAGAAUUGAACAUAGCAGCCCUGAGAUAAGUGCAAUUGUAAAUAUCAUUUCAAGCAUAAAAAGUUUGCUUGAUGCUUGCACUUCUCCCACUGGACAUAUGCUUGGUGUAAUUUCAGUUUUCUUUCUUAAACUUGGUAAGAUGUCAAACCUAUUUAUGACGGAUAUAUUGCUUAAAUUAUCACGGUAUGCAAGGAAAGCUGAUGCAAACUCACCUUCAAUGGAAUCUCUUUGUGAAUGUAUUGGAUCUGCUGUGACUGCUUUAGGUCACGAGGUGUUUAUAUCAAUUCCAUUAUCUUUCAAUGAAAAUAAAUUUACAAUUUCAAAUAUUUGGAUGAUACCUAUACUAAAGAAAAAUAUGCGUGGAGCAUCAUUACAGUUCUUCAUGGAACACAUAUUCCCACUUGUUAAAUGUGUGCAACAAGCUUGUGCUGAAGUCACCAGUACAAGAUUACAACAGAGGCUCAAAACAUAUGUACGCCAAUUGUGGGAUUUGCUUCCUGCUUUUUGUCACUAUCCAACUGAUACUUCUGAAAGCUUUGAUUCCCUUGCCAAGACACUUCUAGAUCUUAUAAAAAAUGAUUCCUCUUUGCAUGAAGUCAUAUCAAUAAGCCUGCAGACACUUGUGAUGGAGAAUUUAGGUGUUCUUCGGGCAAAGCAAGAUAUGAAUCAGCAUGCCAUGGUGGAUAGUCUUGGAUUGAAAAGUUCCAACAAGUCACAAAGCUUCGCUAUUGAGUAUACAAAGGAAACUGCAUCGAAAAACAUAGAGGCUUUGACAUCCAAUUCUAUGGUUUUGAUUCAGACUCUUGCAGAUGUUUUCUUUGGUGCUCCUCCUGAAAAGCAUGCUGUUCUGAAGGAUGCGAUAGAGUCAUUGUCUUCACUUGUCAAGAGUGAUGAUCUUCAUAAAUUUUUCCUAUCAUUGUUGAAAAAGUUUGAUCAAUUUAAUACAUUAGAGAAAUCUAAUAAACUCUGUGAGGAUGACACUGAAAAUGCUGACAAAAAGGAAGAGAAUCAGGAAACAAGUACAACAGAGAAAAUCCAAGAAAGGUGCUUGGUAGUUAAACUUGUGUCCUCGUUCAUUCAAGCCUCUGAUGGGGAUCUGGUUAACUUGAUAUUUGAUUUUAUCAAGUCAUCGUUAUUGGCUACAGAUACCACAAAUAAAGCAGAUGAACUUUUUGCUUUGAGAAAAAUUAUUGAGAAGCAUAAUUGGUUUUGUGCUGCUCGGACUGAUGAUUUGAUUCAUCUACUCCACAGUUUAGAAAACCUUGGAGAUUAUAAGGCUGAAACAUAUCGAAUAUCUUGCUACCAUUUAUUAUUGGUUCACAUAAUAAAAAUGAAUGUGGAGGAAAGUAAUGCAAAAGCCUUUCUAAUUUUGAAUGAUAUCAUACUCAUCCUAAAGUCAAAGAAAGCAUCCAGAAAACUAGCAUACGAUGUGUUAUUGGCAACUAGUAGUAGCCUGAAGGAUUGCCAUUCUGAUAAUUCACAAUCAGAUCUUAGGCGGCUAUUUGUCAUGGUAAUGGGCUAUCUCUCUAGUGAAUCUACUCACAUCAUGAGUGGUGCAGUAUCUGCUCUUUCAUUGCUUAUAUACAACGAUGCUGAGUUUUGUCUGUCUGUGCCGAACCUGAUACCUUCUGUUCUGUUCUUGCUUCAAAGCAACUCAAAUGAAGUUAUUAAAGCAGCGUUAGGCUUUGUCAAAGUGUUGGUUUCCUCUGUGAAAUUAGAGAACCUUAAUAAUUUAGUUCCUGAUAUCCUGAAAGGAAUAUUGCCAUGGUCAGAAGUUACCAAAUAUCAUUUCAGAUCAAAGGUUGUAGUUAUACUUGACAUUCUCAUCAGGAAGUGUGGUCUUGAGGCAGUUGAUCGUAACUCACCCAAAAAAUAUAAGGUUUUCUUGAAAUCCAUUCAUCAGGCCCGUAAGAACAAGAAGAAACAUAGCGGUUCAGCUAAAGAUGAAGCUAAAUCUAAUUCGAAAGAUCUUGCCUACAAACGAGGAAAGAAAAGGACUCGUAAUGAAAUAGAAGAGAAGGGUCCAGGGUUAGGUAGCAAGAGCGAAAGAGGAAGGGAGAAGAAACAAAGGACUAAUGCUUACAUUGCAAACAGGGCUCAGAAGCCUGUAGAUAGAAGUAGACAUCGACAUGCUCCUGACCGCACGACAAUGGACAAGAACAGAACGAUUAGUAAGAAAAAUUUCAAUCAGAAAACAAAGGAAGUUCCUAGAGUACAGGCCAAAAGAAAAUCACAAAUACGAAGAACAGGAUAAUGUAGCAGAGGUAGUAGCUCUGUACAUCUAUCUGUUAGUGUCCAUGGACGCAAAGGAUGAAUCGAACCAAACACAAAUGCGACAAAAGGGUGAGUUAGAUUUCUCAAUCGAAGGGUUGAGACUAUGGAUGCCAUGUCAAGUGCUUUUGGUAUAGUUCACUGAAACUAUGCCAGUUUUAUUAUGUUACAUUGUUCAUGUUGGGUACAAAUGUAUCGUUCGUGGAUCCACCGUAUCCAUCUCUGAAGAAUCAGAAGCAUGCCAAAUCUGUAACGGAAGCAAGGAUUGUAGUGUUUUGGCUCCCAGAUGUAUAAACUGAAUUUAGUUUAUUUACUCUGUUUAUGUAUUCGUUGAAUGGAUAAUUUAAAUAUUCAUUCUUUAUAAUUUGCACCUUAA